AUGGGCCUGCAGGAUGCAGAUUCCUGGGUCCUGCACCUCCAUCUUGGUCUGGCAAAUUCAAUCCGUACAACUGUAAACUUAGUGCUGGCCUGUGGCACAUCACUCGACUGGCAUCGUCGACGGUCCACGCCCCCGCGGCCUCCGUCAGUCGGCACUGGCACUCCUAAGUCUGACAGGGUGUUCUCGCCGCAUGGCAUUCCCAGUUUGGGACAGGCGAACCACGAACUUGGUGACUGGCAGAGAGACAUGUUGGCUCCAUCGAGUCUAAUCGACUCCAUUCUUGUCACCCUCGGCACUGCUCAAAAGAAGGCAGAUGCGGCCAUGCAAGAGAUGCGCGAGAUCAUGCACAUUGAAACGCCAUGUGGCCGCGGAAUCGCGACCACGAACCGCAAGCUUUUGGACGGAUCAAUAUGA
This is a messenger RNA of Penicillium diatomitis, 414 nucleotides long. RefSeq lists its product as uncharacterized. Bases 1 to 414 code for a protein of 137 amino acids. Lineage: Eukaryota; Fungi; Ascomycota; Eurotiomycetes; Eurotiales; Aspergillaceae. The transcript is spliced from 2 exons. The record is from RefSeq and is a predicted model, not a curated record.